This is a messenger RNA of Spinacia oleracea (spinach), 1076 nucleotides long. Its product is annotated as succinate dehydrogenase [ubiquinone] iron-sulfur subunit 3, mitochondrial. Bases 80 to 1015 code for a protein of 311 amino acids. Gene Ontology annotation, cellular component: mitochondrion. The record is from RefSeq and is a predicted model, not a curated record. Lineage: Eukaryota; Viridiplantae; Streptophyta; Magnoliopsida; Caryophyllales; Amaranthaceae. Gene Ontology annotation, molecular function: electron transfer activity; 2 iron, 2 sulfur cluster binding; oxidoreductase activity. Gene Ontology annotation, biological process: tricarboxylic acid cycle; aerobic respiration; respiratory electron transport chain. The transcript is spliced from 3 exons.
ACACAAAAUAGAGAACGGUUAAGUAUAGUAGAGGGUCGAGGAGAGAUCACACACUAGAGUAAGUAAGAGAGCAAGAGAAAUGUGGAAAAGGUGGAUUAUUAUAGGAAAUGAGGGGCUGAAAAGGGUAGUAGGGCGGGUAGUACAGAAAGGGAUAAACAAAUAUAAAAGAGGAUAUUCAUCAACUAAAAGGGAAGAUUUUCCAACGCUAAAAGACCACCCAGCUGCCAAAGCUAAUGCAGCGGAAGCUGUGGAAUCGCAAAGGAGAGUCCAACAUUUCACGGCGGCCGCCCCGAAAACUCGGCCGCUGAUGAAAGAAUUCCAAGUUUACCGGUGGAACCCCAACUUGCCUUACAAAAAACCUUUCCUUCAGUCCUACUUCGUCGACCUCUCUACUUGUGGACCCAUGGUAUUGGAUGCAUUGCAAAAGAUAAAAGCAGAAGAUGAUUCAAGUUUGAGCUAUAGGAGGUCAUGCAGGGAAGGAAUAUGUGGGUCAUGUUCUAUGAAUAUUGAUGGGCUUAAUACUGUGGCUUGCCUUAAGCCCAUUGAUUCUGAUACUUCUAAGCCCACCACUAUCACUCCCCUUCCUCAUAUGUUUGUUAUCAAGGAUCUCGUCGUCGAUCUUACCAAUUUCUAUAAUCAGUACAAGUCGAUUGAGCCGUGGCUAAAGACGAAGAAGGGGCCAGAAGAUGGGCGUGAAUAUAGGCAGUCGCCUGAAGAUAGGAAGAAGCUAGAUGGAUUGUACGAGUGCAUAUUAUGUGCUUGUUGUACCACUUCAUGCCCUGCUUAUUGGUGGAAUCCAGAAGCGUAUUUGGGUCCAGCAGCUUUGAUAAAUGCAUAUCGAUGGAUCUCAGAUAGUCGCGAUGAUUAUUCGGAAGAGAGAUUAGAAGCUCUUAAACAAGAUGAAGAUAAAUUGUACAGAUGCAGAAUGGUCAAGAAUUGCACCGCAGCAUGUCCUAAGAGCUUAGAUCCUGCUUCUGCCAUUGACGAAAUGAAAGCUAGACGUGUUAGCAAGUAGGCAAAACGACAUCGUUAGUUAUGUUUGGAAGUUACUUAGAGGGACGCGACUUGUAUUAAUA